Theileria equi strain WA is the source of this 357-nucleotide messenger RNA. RefSeq lists its product as hypothetical. Bases 1 to 357 code for a protein of 118 amino acids. The transcript has a single exon. NCBI's taxonomy places the organism in Eukaryota, Apicomplexa, Aconoidasida, Piroplasmida, Theileriidae. The record is from RefSeq and is a predicted model, not a curated record.
AUGGCAACAGGUUGUCUCAUUGGUCACGCGAGACAACUUUGGCAAGUAUAUAGGCCAGCAUUAUCGCAUUUUAACGGUUAUUCUAUCAUAAAUCGCCUUUAUUACGACAUAAAUGUUGUCUCUGGAGUACGAAGAUUUAGUAAAGAGACUGCAAAUAAUGAUGUGGACUUUGUAGCUCUGGCGAAGGAGCUGCUUCGUGAUGAUGUACCCGAGAGAAUUGCAAAAGAGGCCCUAGAAGAAUGCAAACGGAAGAUGAGGGUAAGACAGGCCAAUUUGUUGAAGCCGCGAAUGAUUUAUGAGGGACCUGUGAAUAUAAACUAUUGGAUUAGGAAAAAGGGAGGUGGAGCCAGGAGAUAG